AUGGCUCUGAAACCAUCUGCUUCCAUGCCAAAACCCUCCAUUCUCUCUCUCAUCUUUCUCUCUCUAACCCUCCUAUUCCUAACCUUAACUUUCCGGUCCCAAAAAAAACUUCUCCUACUCCAAAAUGAGUCCCAACCCCAAGAAACAACUUCCCAUUUGACAACGCAAAAGCCCAGAUGGUACGACGUCGUAAAACAAGAAAUCGAGAGCAAAAAAAUCAAGAUUGGCUUAGUUAACAUGGAUGAUGAAGUCACAACAGAAGAUGAAGCACCGCAUGGAUUAGCAGACUCAUUAACAACAGUAGUUUUCGAUCGUGUGGCAGAGAAUCAUCGGUGGGAAGACUUCUUCCCUGAAUGGAUUGAUGAAGAUGAGAGAUGGCAUGCUCCCAAAUGUCCCGACAUUCCGAUGCCGCAGCAGUUCGGAGACUACGGGGAGCUGGACGUGGUGGUGGCUACGGUUCCAUGUGGGAGUGGUUUGGAGAGAGAAGGUGUCAGGGAUGUGUUUAGGUUACAGGUGAAUUUGGUGGUUGCUAAUCUGGUGACUAGGAGUGGAUCAUGGGAAAGUCAUGAUCGUGAGAUUGAUCGGACGGUGUAUGUUGUGUUUGUAGGGUCUUGUGGGCCCAUGUGGGAGAUUUUCAGGUGUGAUGAUUUAUUGUGGCAUGAGGGGAAUUAUUGGGUUUAUAAACCUGAUUUGAAAAGAUUGAAACAGAAGAUGGUCAUGCCUGUUGGAACAUGCCAGCUUGCUCUUCCUUAUGCAGAGCCAACUCGAGAAGUGUGGAGAAAGUAUGUUGCUGGCUCAAUUGCAAAUGACAGUCUCUACAAAAGAAAAGAGGCCUAUGUGACUGUCCUCCAUUCCUCAGAAGCCUAUGUUUGUGGUGCAAUAGCUUUAGCCCAAAGCAUCAUCCAAACCAACUCCACAAAAGACCUAGUCCUUCUAGCUGAUAACUCCAUUUCUGCAAAGUCCCUGCAAGGUCUCAAAGCUGCAGGAUGGAAAAUCAAGCGCAUUCAACGCAUACGAAGCCCACAAGCAAAGAGAGAUGCAUACAAUGAAUGGAACUAUAGCAAGCUCCAAAUGUGGAGACUCAUCGAAUACGAUAAACUCAUCUUUGUAGAUGCAGAUCUCUUGGUUCUUAGAAACAUGGACGAAUUCUUCAUUUACCCACAAUUAUCCGCGGUUGGAAAUGACAAGUUCUUGUUCAAUUCCGGGGUGAUGGUAGUUGAGCCAUCAGAGUGUACCUACCAAACCUUGAUGAAAAACCGGUUUGCAGUGGAUUCGUAUAAUGGUGGGGAUCAGGGCUUUCUUAAUGAAGUCUUUACGUGGUGGCACCGUUUGCCUUCAAGGUUAAAUCAUCUCAAGAUCUUCAGUAGAGUGCAAGACACAAAACACGAAGUCCCAAAGGAUGUGUACGCGAUACAUUACUUAGGUUUGAAGCCAUGGGUGUGCUAUAAGGACUAUGAUUGUAAUUGGGAUAUGUUUGAUCACCAGCAUUUUGCUAGUGACUCUGCUCACAGGAGGUGGUGGCAAGUUUAUGAGGCCAUGCCGAGGAAGCUGAAACAAUACUGUGCUCUAACGAAACGCAUGAAUGCAAGAAUACAGAAGUGGAGAGAGAGAGCUAAGAAUGCUAGAUUGUCUGAUGGGCAUUGGAAGAUCAAGGUGAAAGAUCCUAGACAGUAUUGCUAGCUUAUGAUUUUUUUUUUUUUUUUUUUCUGGAAAUUCAAGCAAUAUGUAUAAAUUAAAGUAAUAGCUAGCUGCAGUGUUCCAUUGCUUAUGAAGUUUUUAACACAGUAAACAAUGUUUCCUGAAAUCCUCCACAAAAAGAGUUCUCUAGAAGGAAUCAUAUAACACAUUACUGAUUACACAGAAUUAUUUACACACAUGACGAGUCUACUUAAUUUUCACACUAAUGGAGUAUCGGAUCAUUCAAAGCUUUAAAUUCUGGCUGAUAGGGGGAAUUUUUCACGCCGUACUGGACAAGAUUUGGAGUAAUACGGUCGCUGGAUAUGAGUUACAGAGGCCAAGUAAGAAAUGUAACAGUAGUAUGAGUUACGGAGGCUAAGUCAGAUAUGAAGCAUAUUUAUCUAGUGAUAGUCCUCGAGACGGUGAAACUGGAGAGAAGGAAGGCAGCUGUCUUGAAGUAUGCUGAAAUUAGUGAGGCUGCUGAUGGUAACUCCGUCCAAGUAUCAAGUAUCAAGAACAUGUAUGAAAGAUUUAAAAUACGCAUUUUUCUAGUAGUUUAGCUAUCAUAUCAUAUCAAAAUGUUACAAACGUUAUAAUUAUUUCAAACAUAAAAAAUGAAAACUCUGAAGUUAACAAUGAAAUACUUCACAUGUAUGGAGAGAGAGAAUCAAAUUGCAUCCAUUGUUAGGAACUAAAUUUCCUCUCUAAAUCUGAGUUCUGAGAUAGUUGAUA
Cornus florida is the source of this 2409-nucleotide messenger RNA. Its product is annotated as putative UDP-glucuronate:xylan alpha-glucuronosyltransferase 4. Gene Ontology annotation, molecular function: glycosyltransferase activity. NCBI's taxonomy places the organism in Eukaryota, Viridiplantae, Streptophyta, Magnoliopsida, Cornales, Cornaceae. The coding region runs from base 1 to 1680 and encodes 559 amino acids. The record is from RefSeq and is a predicted model, not a curated record. Gene Ontology annotation, biological process: xylan biosynthetic process. The transcript is spliced from 2 exons.